ACGUCAUUGGUAUUGGUGCAUUGGUCGGUCAUUGGUCUCUGAUAAAUCUGAUAAAUGUCAAACAUUACACAUCUCUUGUUUAGGUUAGUCUCGGAAAGUUGAAUUGCAAAAAUAAUGUAAUUUAUUGUUGUAGGGCAGUUGAAAUGUUGAAUUAAUCCGGAUAUUAAUUGUAUAUAUAUUUUUUUGAAGAGAUAUUUACUACCGUUGACGUUAAGUGUCCACUUCAUUCAGUAAUAAAUACGUGUACACCAGAAUAUUAUUACAAGCUUACUGAUGCCGUUUACUAAUAUAUAAAUACAUUCGACGUAUGUUUAACUAUAGUCAGAAAUAAUUUCAGUUUAUCAGUUUGUGAGUUUCGUUGAAUGCAAAUAUUUAUUUAUAUGUCGUGUUUUACUAAAGAAAUUAUAACAUACUAUAUGUAAAAUGAAGUAUAGUUUGGUUUUAUUACUAUAUGCAUUAUUAUUACAAUCAGUCACAAAUGAAUCAGUAGAAAAUAAAAAUUAUAAACCAAAAACUGAUUCAAAAUCUGAUUUAAAAUCUGAUUCAAAACAAGUUGAGUCAGAAGAAUUACAAAUUGUGGAAGAUCUAAAUAAAGAAAAUCGACAAAGCAAAGGUGAAAAAACAGAUGACGUUUAUAUAUCACCUAAGUCAGGUAAUAAGUUAUGGGAAGAAUCCGAAUGGGUAACGGAACUAAUAUCGAAGCUUGAAUAUAACAUUGGUGAAGAGUCUUUGAAUGGCAAUAAAGACGAUGUGUUGACAGAAUCACUACAUUUUGAGAAAUCUACAAUUCAAAGUCAGUCAUUAAGAAAUCUUCCAGAAAGUGAACAGAAAGCUGAAUUAUUGUACAAAAAAGGAUAUUCUAUCUUGAAUAAAGCCAGACCUGAACUAGAAUCUGGUUUGAAUUUAAUGGAACAGGCUUCAAAAUUAGGACAUGCAGGUGCGAAAGCAGAAAUUAUAUGGGCUGAUUUGCUAGGAAGGAAAAACAAAGACAGAAUGCUUGGAACUGAUGCUGCUAAAGCAUUUCAAGAUCUUGCAGAACACGGACUACCUUCUGCCCAUAUGGGUUUAGGCUUUCUGUACUCCAUAGGAUACGGUGUAGAGGUUUCACAAUCGCGUGCGCUGGUGCAUUAUACAAUUGCUGCUUUGGGCGGAAAUGAAUGGGCUCAAAUGGCGUUGGGGUAUCGAUAUUGGAGCGGAAUCACGGUGGCGCCCAGCUGCGAGAAGGCUUUGGAUCUUUACAGAUCAGUUGCAGCAAAAGUGGCAGGCGAUGUAUCAUUAUCUGGUGGUGCAGCAGUUCAAAGAAUCAGACUGUUAGAUGAAUUAGAUAGUCCUGGUACUAGCAUAUUGGAGCAUGAUCUUAUUGAUUACUAUCAGUUGUUAGCAGAGAAGGGUGAUAUACAAGCUCAGGUAGGUCUUGGUCAACUUCAUUAUCAAGGAGGCAGAGGUGUUCGGUUGGAUCAUCAACGGGCUCUACAUUAUUUUACGCAGGCUGCUAAUGCUGGCAAUGCGUUGGCAAUGGCUUUCUUAGGCAAGAUCUAUCUAGAGGGAGGUGGCGGCGUUCCCGCCGAUAACGAAACCGCUCUUAAGUAUUUUCGCCGUGCAGCAGAUGCGGGUAACCCUAUUGGUCAAAGUGGUUUAGGCCUGAUGUAUUUGCACGGAAAAGGUGUUGAGAAGGACACAAAUAAAGCAUUGAAGUAUUUUACUCAAGCUGGUGAUCAAGGUUGGGUUGAUGGACAGUUGCAACUAGGAAAUAUGUAUUUUGGCGGUGUAGGUGUGCCACGAGACUUCAAGUUAGCAUAUAAGUAUUAUUCGCUUGCCUCACAGUCCGGACAUGUUUUAGCAUUUUAUAAUCUUGGUCAAAUGCAUGCUUCAGGCAUGGGGAUGAUGCGAUCCUGUCCUACGGCGGUUGAGCUUUUUAAAAAUGUUGCUGAGAGGGGUCGCUGGUGUGAACGACUGAUGGAAGCCCAUAGUCUUCAUCGAGUUCGAGAGUAUGAUUCAUCAUACUUGCAUUAUACUUUGCUUGCGGAGCUGGGCUACGAAGUCGCUCAAAGCAAUGCAGCACACAUGCUUGACAGAGGUGAAGUAUCUCUAUUCGGUGGGUCUUCAGCAGAUUUUGUGCGAGCUUUACUUUAUUGGGGCCGCGCAGCUGCGCAAGGCUACUCCACGGCUCAAGUAAAAUUAGGAGAUUAUCAUUAUUACGGUCUAGGAACUCCUGUUGAUUAUGAAAUGGCUGCUUCACAUUAUAGAUUGGCAUCUGAGCAGCAACACAACGCACAAGCCAUGUUCAACUUAGGAUAUAUGCAUGAGCAAGGUCUUGGUAUGGCCAAAGAUACUCAUCUUGCAAAAAGAUGUUACGAUCUCGCAGCUGAAACCAGUACUGAUGCAAAAAUUCCUGUAGCUUUUGCUCUUUUUAAAUUAUCUCUCAUGUUUCACUGGAAAUCAUUAACGGAGGAUUCUCUAUCUUCUGUAUUUGAUUUAGAUGAGAUGCUUUCGUCCAACUGGGAUUUAUACUUAAUAAGUAUAUUAACUGCGAUGAUUGGAGUUUUAGUGUACUUUCGGCGGGCGCCAUAGCCACCACAUGAAGAGCAAAAAGGAAGUUUUUGAAAGUAAAUUAAAAAAUUUAAUCAAUGAACAUUUUUUCCAUUUGUACAAAUUAAAUUAUAAAGGAUUCUUUGAAAUAAACUUGUUAUAAGGGACAUAACUUAUUCAAUACAUUAUAUGAAGUAAUUGAAGUAAAU
Messenger RNA from Ctenocephalides felis (cat flea), 2738 nucleotides. RefSeq names its product protein sel-1 homolog 1 (gene Hrd3). NCBI's taxonomy places the organism in Eukaryota, Metazoa, Arthropoda, Insecta, Siphonaptera, Pulicidae. Gene Ontology annotation, cellular component: endoplasmic reticulum membrane. Gene Ontology annotation, biological process: ERAD pathway. The transcript has 13 exons. Gene Ontology annotation, molecular function: protein binding. Bases 424 to 2571 code for a protein of 715 amino acids. The record is from RefSeq and is a predicted model, not a curated record.